Molecule: messenger RNA, 610 nt
Organism: Lasiosphaeria miniovina
Lineage: Eukaryota; Fungi; Ascomycota; Sordariomycetes; Sordariales; Lasiosphaeriaceae
Exons: 2
Coding region: 126-497 (123 amino acids)
Source: RefSeq, a predicted model, not a curated record
CUCUUGCUGUCCACGUCAGGCCGUGGGCAAGAGCCUGCUGGUGGCCUAGUACCACUCUGGUACAUACACCAUGGGUCUGGAAUCUGGAUUGCGCCAGACUCCUGGAUGAUGCUGAAGAUUGGGGAAUGCAGGGGCCAAUAUUGACUAGCCUUGUUGGGCUAGAGACUCUGCAAGGUACCCUCGCAGAGCUUGUCUUCUUUCCUCGUGCUUUGACAGUUUUCCAAGCACGUGCGACGGGAUUGUGGCCUUCAUCCCGCUUCCAUGGCUCCAGGUGGUUGUGGGUGGGAUGGCUCAUCUAUGCAAAGACCAAAUCCACCACGCUGCCGUGUUUCUUUUUUCCUGGCCAGAUGCUCCCACUCAGAAGAAGUUCGACUGUGUCGGUUUACGCCGAUCAUAGGAGCAGAGCGGAGGUUGAGAUAUUUGCCGUACAGUAUGGAUCCAUGAUAAAUACACAGUUCGCGCAGCUCCCACAUCCGUCCUCGACCUUGAUGGACUAAAAUUGGUAGCGCAAAAUAGUGGCUGCCGACUGCAGAAGAUAUCACAUCUUAUUCCAUACUUUCUCCAUUCUAGCCCUCACACCACCACUUCGCUGUCCUCCCACAGUCCCGAA